CAGCGGCGCGGACCGGCCGCAUCCAAAACGUUUCUAUUAUUUUACAUUACGUGUUUCAUUUCGCGUAGACUUUUGGACAGCGGUAGUAUGCGGCGCGAUAGUGCAACAAAUUUGUGACUUUGGACAUUAAAAAAAAAUGGAACAUCGUGACUUUUUCGACAAAAACAAGAAUCAUUUUUACCGGCAAAAAAAUAAUAUUUCAUAACCGCAACUUUACGCAGUUCAAACUAGAUUUUUUUUUCACUGGUUUCUUCAAGUUUUUCUUUUCGCAAUUACACAAACAAACAUACUAAAUGCAGUUCAAUAAGUUUGAGUUUACGUACGUUUUGUUUUGUUUGAAACUUUAACAAGAUAGGCAACAAACUGUAUUAGCGACAGACGGAAGAAGAGAAGAGAAGAGAAGAUGGCGCUCGCAUCUUCUGUCAGCCUGUAUUACUCCAUAGUGCAGAGAGCUGCUAGGCACUACCUGGAAGAUUAUUGUCACACAGACACGACAACACCGUACGUCCUCUACAAAGAUGGUGUGGAGCGAGCCCCACCAGGCACGCAGUGGGGCGGCGGAGUGCUGGACGGUGGCUACCAGCCCAUGCAACACCAGAGCCCCGGUGGGCCCUCACCACAGCCCGAGCCCCAGCUCGCGUCGCCAGCUCCAUCACCCUACCCACCCGCGCCGCCGCCCCCAGAUCCAUCCGCGGCCGCGGAGGACGCCGCCCAGCAGCUCGCACAGCAGCAGGCCCAGCAACAAGCGCAACAGCAACAACAGCAACAGCAGCAGCAACAACAACAAACUUCUCCAGAACAUAUGCAAGUGGAGCAACAGCUCCAAAGUCAACCACAACCCCAACCUCCCACUCAGGACCACUUAGACCGAACACCAUGCUUCGUCCCGCAGCCAGAUCUGCAGCAACAAUACACGCCGUAUUUCAAAGAAGCGAGACCAGCGAGCCACAUGCUGGGUACUGGUGGCUUCCCUUUACACUACUUGAAACAAAAUGGUGGUGUGCUAUCCUUAGAAGGUCCACUAGACCAGUACGCUGCACCUGACCUGCGCCACCUGCCUGACAUCGUGCAGCCUGAGCCACCAAAGCCACGGAAACAUAACCCCAAUUCAGAGCUGCGCUUGUUCAAGUGCUUGACGUGCGGCAAAGACUUCAAGCAGAAGUCGACGUUACUGCAGCACGAGCGGAUCCACACGGACUCGCGGCCGUACGGGUGUCCCGAGUGCGGCAAGCGGUUCCGGCAGCAGUCGCACCUGACGCAGCACCUGCGCAUCCACGCGAACGAGAAGCCGUACGCCUGUGUGUACUGCCCGCGCUCGUUCCGGCAGCGCGCCAUCCUCAACCAGCACCUGCGCAUCCAUUCCGGUGAGAAGCCAUAUACGUGCGGCGAGUGCGGCAAACAUUUCCGCCAGAAGGCCAUCCUGAACCAGCACGUCCGCACACACCAAGAUGUUUCACCACAUCUCAUCUUCAAGAAUGGAACUACUCCAACGCUGUGGCCCCAAGAUGUACCAUUCCCUGCUGACGAAAACAAAGAAGAGAUCCAGUCAACUUUCGGCGACGCAGAUGGACAGAACGGUGACCAGCGCGGCUCCUGCUUCUCACCAGGCGACACGGCGCAAUAUCCAGCUUACUUCAAAGAUACGAAAGGUCUCAAUCAUUCAGUUUUCAGCUCAGGUCUUUCUCUGCAAUAUUUGAAAGGGGGUAAGCUACCUGACGUACUUGGAGGAAGAGCAAUGCCUCUGUACGUACGAUGCCCAAUAUGCCAAAAGGAAUUCAAACAAAAGUCAACGCUGCUUCAGCACGGGUGCAUUCACAUAGAAUCACGCCCUUAUCCGUGUCCAGAGUGUGGCAAGCGUUUCCGACAACAGUCGCAUCUAACGCAGCACCUGCGCAUCCAUACCAAUGAGAAACCAUACGGCUGUGUAUACUGCCCGCGCUUUUUCCGUCAGCGAACCAUCCUCAACCAGCAUCUGCGUAUCCACACGGGCGAGAAGCCAUACAAGUGCACGCAGUGUGGUAAAGAUUUCAGACAAAAGGCCAUCCUGGACCAGCACACGCGGACGCACCAGGGUGACCGACCAUUUUGCUGCCCAAUGCCUAACUGCAGGCGGCGGUUUGCCACAGAGCCAGAAGUAAAGAAGCACAUCGACAACCACAUGAAUCCGCACGCAGCUAAAGCGCGGCGCGCUGAUGCCGCUAAGACCCCGCGGCCCCUGCCGCCUGCUGCCGCUGUGGUGAAGCCCGAGCUGUACUUCCCGCAGUGCUAUGCUCCACCGUUCCAACAGUUCCCCGGGUCGGGAGCCGAGUUCAAGCCCGCGGUGGGGCCUGGCGCGCCAGUGGCGUGUCUGCCGGCGCAGUGACCCGCGCCACCGCCGCGGUGGCACCCGGCGCCCUCUCAUGCGCACGCGCACCACGACCUCUACGCCGCCGACCGCCUCUACAACUGAGCACGCGGCGACACAAGUAUACGACCGCGCUACCUGCGCGCCCACAUUACCAGUAGUCGAUGUAUCAUUAACCGGAUCGCUGUAAAACGAGCUUCGAUCUGUAAAUAACGUCCUGUUUAUACUCUGUCGGGAGUCCUGUCGCGAUGUACAAUUUCAAAGUUCAUCACGUGUAGUGUUACCGUCGAAGAAGCGAAUGCAGUUAGCGUUUUUGCCCCGUAAUCGUUAAGUUACCAAGUAAGAGUUAGUUUUCUCGGUGAUUCUCGAUUCUGCUGAAAUGGUCGCAGACGCCCCGAGCAGAUCUAGCUCGGAGAUUAGGAUUUAAAACACUUCGUUGAAAUCUAAAAAUUAAGAAUUGAUCUUUUACCACAUAACAAUAUUUCGCGAUGAAUGUUUCUGGCGCGACGUUGUGCCUAAUUGUAAUGAAUACCUAUACAUAUUUUGUAGAUGUAUUAAGUUAAUUUUAUUUACGAGUAUUAAGAGAUAAAAUCUGGCAAAUUAAUGGGGUUUAUACAGGAAUCCAUGAUGCUCAAAAUACGUUAAAAGUAACGAUAAGGAAGAUAAGAAUUUACGAGUUAGGUGUAAAGAGAGUUGAGACACGAGUCUAACGCGGGAUGAACAUCGUGUGAGGAAUCAUGAAUGCAAACCAAAAACGUAGGUUACCUGUUGCCAUCAACAUUUACUUUGUUAGUGUUACGCGCGGUUCUGUCACAUAUACAUGUGCGAGUACUGAAUGUCUCCGUAACACUAUAGGUGCCAAAUAGCGUAGUGAUUUUUAAAUUUUUUCUACCAGCUUGUAUUAUAGUUGGCCUAGUUUAGGUUGUUACCAGUUUUUUCAACGAUGUGACAAAAUGAGAUGCAUUUAAGAGGAAAGGGUCAGACUGAGAGAGGACUGUGAUAGCUAGGUAGGUUAGGUGUCUAUUUCGCUCAUUUAGCGUUUAAUCUUCGUGUGUCGAGACGAGAUCGGGAAUCGUUGUGGGCUCGAGUGACUGUUCGGAAGUUUUCCUUUACGUUUUGUGCAAGUGCAAACGAUUGCUUUUUAUGUGAGUCGAUUCGAUAUCGAAAUUAUGUUUAUUAUGUUCCUAAAUUUUAAUGAUCUGUGGCUGGCAGGACGUGGCCGGCCCCUUCUUUUCCUUGACUGAUUUGGUAACAUUAUUAGGAUGAGUGAGAUUAGUAAAAUUUACCAUAAAGGUGAAAUGUGUGAUGACGCAAAGUGCUUUGUAGUAGUUUGAUCCAAGGGACGGAGGGUACGCCAGAGUAAAUCUUAUUUUUAAUUUAGCUUAGACUAUCGAUUUUCGAAUUACCAAGCAAUUCGAUCAUUCAUCGCGAAAUAAAUUAGAAUUUAGGAAGAAUAAAAUAUUAUAUGAAUUUGUAACAUUGAUGGAGUAUUCUGGUGGUGUGUAUGAGUCUCAAAUAUUAUCGCAUUCACGUCAUCCCCGUAAACAAAAUGAUGCAGCUCAAACAAAUUGUAAACGUGGAUAUGUAGGCUUCAUACUGAGCGAAGACACGGAUAUAUUUAAUAUAUCUGCCAAAAAAUCAAAAUUCAUAAAAAACAAAAGAUGGUCAGGCCCAGACACUGUACGAGUCUCCCAGACUAUAAACUACGAACAGUGCCAGAAUAUUCCAGCAAACUUUUUAACGUUUUACUAUCUCUGUUUGUACGUAUAGGCAACUUAUAUAGCUUAUUUUACUAUAUUAUUGUGAUGGUUUCGUUUUCCUACCGCAUAAUAUGAACUGUUAAUUAAAUAUAGGUGUAAUAGUAAGGUGGAUUCGUGGGAGUCACAUAACCAAUUUAUUAUUUGUCACUACGAAGUGAUCGAUGCAAUAUUAUUUAGUGGGUUUAUUGUGUGUUGAUUUUACGACAAAUUUAUCGCAUUGGGCAAUUAUGAAAAUUAAUCGGACCGUUAGUUGUGAACGCCGGCGCCGGUGCAGCGGACGAAUGAAGUACACAGUUAACGAACCAAACAAUCUUCUAUACGAUUCUUGUCGAUUCCAAAUCGAGUACCACAGAUAGCUUUAGAUCAUCACCAGCGAUGAGGACACAGUCACGUGCACCGUUCACAACUGACGCCAAACCUAGCAUUUUAUUUUCCCAUUUGAUUUUCCUAUCAAACUUUCGGAGGUUUACAAUCAAAAACAUCGUUAUCGAAGAAAAUUAGAAACAUUUAUCUUCCGUGACUAACGUUUUCCACAUUGUUCACAUGUGAUCCUCCUAGAGGGCAGCACCGCGCCGCCCCCGCCUCCCAACACAAUAGCAUAGGAUUCAGUUCUGUUAUAGUUUAUACGACACACGAGCAGCCUUAUACAAUAAUAGUUGAUAAGUAUUUUUAUACAAUAAAAGAUAUAUUUGUUCCAUACUGGCGGGGGGGGCGCGUCGCGGCCGAGUACAAAGUUUGAAUACAAACGUACAACACAGUGCCAUAGCCGAGACAUAACCUCAGAUUUAUACUUAUUAGAUUUUUAUACCGAUACAAAUGGAUUUAAUUUUUAAAUAUGAAACAAGAAGUGAUUAAGUAUACAGAGAUUACAGAUGAUAUUUUAUACAUUUAUUACAUACCAUAUUAUUAAAAAGGUAAAUGUGAAAUAGUCUUAAAGUUAGUGUCGUGUGCAACGUGCUGAGUAAGUACUUACACUCGUAUUACUUAUACCGGAGUUGUGGAAAAUUGAUCCGAAACGCUAUACAUCCAUUUUGCACAACUUUUAUAUCUUCAAAUGCACGUUGGUUUCAAAAUUUUAAUUUUCACUUACAACUUACAUUCAGUGUGGUUAUUGUAAAUACAUAUCAUUGGGAAUUAUUGAGGCAGUGUUGCAACACAAGAAAAUAAUUUUGGUUUUUAUUGAAACCGGAAUAUUGCAGACAAAAAUGUAAGCCAACAAAUAUCGGAACAUCGAUCGAUUGAUACACAGAAUGAUUUAGUCAUUGAAUGGAAUUACUGUAGUAAACAUGUCCCAGACUGUUCCGUUUGUAUUGCUCACUGUUUUGUUAAGUUUUGCUCAAUUACACGUGUAUGUAUACCUAUAAAGUUAAUCUUAUUAGUUAUUAUUGAGUACGAAAUGAUUUUGUAAAAUAUUCUUUUGAGAGCACGGUUUUGCUUUCUUAUGAAACUAAUUUUUAAGUGCUGAAAAGAUUCGACUGUAUACGCAGUCCCAGUAAGAUAACAAUUUGAACAUUAAAAUUGACAAAUCUUGUAGUUCACAAUAUAUAAACCAUAGUAAACAGUGUCAAGCCGUAUAUAAACGUGCCGUCCAGUUCUGAUCGGAUAUCCAUACAGUAUGUACCUAACUUGGAUUAUGUUCCCCGACCGCUCAUUUCAUAACAUUAAUUAGGUUUCAAGCAUGUUCCUAACCUUUAUUGAUACGUAAUAUUUAUUUAUACACUACCUACAGACAUUUCUUACCGACUACCCAUAGGAUAGAAGUUAGAUUCAGUAAAUCAUUUGCCAAUUCUUGUCUAAUAAAUAUUUCCUUGAAUGGAAUCAAAUUCCAGUAUCAACAAGUUUAUAUCCAUCAGACUCUCGGAGCCAAGACCUUCGAUAGCAAAGUACCUACCUAAUGCAAUUUUACCCAAUCAUAGCUAAACAAGAAACAUCUUCGUAUUUAACUCAAUAUCAAUACGCCUACUUAAUUUUGUGUAUUUUUAAGUUGUUAAAAAUAUUAAAAGGAGAGAAUAAGAUCGCAUUGUAAAACAAUACUUUGCAUAUAACAUAAUAAUUAUCAGGAUAACGUCAAUUGUAUUAAAUACAAUUAUAAAGCGAUGUAAGUGAAACUGUAACGUUGCAAAGUUUGUUGAAACAAUUAAUUAAUUUAGUUUUUAACACAACUUGUACUAAUUCCUUUCGUUUAAUGCAUUUAUUUGUGAUCUCAUGGUGAAAUUGUACGGUCUAUUAUGUAUAAAAAUUGGCGAAUGCAAGUCGACCUACCAGGGUGCUUACACUUGAAACCAAUCUCAAUAUCAAUGCAAUUUCAAUCCAAUAAAAUGUCAAUAAUUAUUCAAUGUAAAACUAUACAAUCGUAGGGGUUAAAAUAGUAUUCAGAGUACGGAAUAUAAAGCUAAACUCAAUACCAUUUACUUCAUUCAACAUCCACGCAAUACGGAUGCAA
Molecule: messenger RNA, 6547 nt
Organism: Spodoptera litura
Lineage: Eukaryota; Metazoa; Arthropoda; Insecta; Lepidoptera; Noctuidae
Gene: jim
Product: zinc finger protein jim
Biological process (GO): regulation of transcription by RNA polymerase II
Molecular function (GO): DNA-binding transcription factor activity, RNA polymerase II-specific; RNA polymerase II cis-regulatory region sequence-specific DNA binding
Source: RefSeq, a predicted model, not a curated record